AUGCAAUAUUCACAUUCUCCCCAAGACAGAUCUACAUCAGCUUUGACAUUCAUUCCUUUCCAGCAAAGCGGCCACGACAUUGCUCCUGCUGAUCGGUGGGCCCGGUGCGGUCAUAGACAGCCUGUCGCGAAGGGAUCACAGAAUCCACUCAAGACCCUGAAUGCUUUGAACUGUUUGGUUCGCGAUGAAGCCGAUCAAACAAUGGCUAGCGAGGCCGAUCAUUGGGGCCGUCGAGGCUGUGCGAGACUCGAAGAUCCCAAAGAACAGACCACAGACCAUUGUCUUAAGGCGACACAGCCCCACUCCAAUGCGAGACUACUGUUUAGCCUGGUGGAGGACAACGCCAGUGUUCAUUAUCCUCCACGUCAAAAUGGGCAGUUUGAGCGCCAACGCCACGUGGAAUCCAUGGUACUAGGCACACGCGUGUUGGUGGAUACAGCAACUCGAAAUGUCUACAGAUUGGCCGCAGGCCAUGUCCACCCGCGGCACGUUAAGACUUUCACCCGUCCGACCAUGGCUCAAGCGCAAACUCAACCUAUGAAAGAGGUUAGAGGCGCCCCAAAAGCCAAGCUUUCGCUACCAAGGGCCAAAGCGGCCCCUAACUUUCACCCCGGCUUCAACGAAGGCGGCUCCCCUGAGUUUACGCCCCAGGUGGCCAAUGAUAUGCGGCAAGAAUGA
Penicillium canescens is the source of this 678-nucleotide messenger RNA. RefSeq lists its product as uncharacterized. Lineage: Eukaryota; Fungi; Ascomycota; Eurotiomycetes; Eurotiales; Aspergillaceae. The coding region runs from base 1 to 678 and encodes 225 amino acids. The record is from RefSeq and is a predicted model, not a curated record. The transcript is spliced from 2 exons.